Clunio marinus is the source of this 360-nucleotide messenger RNA. Lineage: Eukaryota; Metazoa; Arthropoda; Insecta; Diptera; Chironomidae. The record is from the annotation of a GenBank genome assembly.
AUGGAGCAAGAAGAGAAUGCUAACCACUCAGAAAAGAAUGGCAAUGGUAAAGAGAUUUUCCUUUGCGACACUCUAAGGAAGUCAGUAAAUGCUAUGCUUAUAAAACGAGGUGAAUUUUCUUGGUUGCUUGAUGAUCCUUUUAAGAAAAUGACAAAACAAAACGAUGUUAAUUUAGUCCCAAGCCACCAAGAACACACGAAAAGGAAGAAAAGUAAUGCGAUCUAUGUAACGUUGGAAAAUAUCGAAAUGGUUUGCUAUGAUGUAGAUAUCUGCACACAUGUAGGUAGUUUUCUGUAUCUUAUUUUGCAGAGAAUGAAAAUGUAUCGCUAUGCGUUAAGGGAAAAAAGCGGGCAGAUGUAA